AUGGCGCGCCCUCGGGAUGUCUUCUGCCAAUUGAAGACUGCGCCGUCGCCUGUCGAGACGGACGAGAUCUACCCUCUCCACAUGUUAGACGAUACCAAGACGCUCCGGGGUAUUGUCGUGACUUGGACACUGCGCUUCAACAAUGUGCUGGAUGCGGACAAGCUCCACAGCUCUCUCUCGGAGCUUCUGGAGAUCGGGGAUUGGAGGAAGAUGGGGACUCGCACGGAUGAACGUGCAGUAGAGAUCCACGUUCCGCGGCCAUUCACUGCCGAACGCCCUGCGGUAGCAUACAGCCAGGAAAUCCUCGCCGUUGAUAUCGAGAAACAUGAGUUGGCGAGGGCACUUCCAAAAGGGACCGACAGGGCCUCUGUUCAGCCUGGACCUGGAGAAUUUCGGGCCUUUGCGGCUCGGAAAGGGGCGCCGGAGGCUCUAGAUGACUUCAUCUACCACGACGUCCCGCAGCUAUCACUGCACAUCACCCUAUUCAACGACGCGACUCUCGUCUCACUUUCAUGGCCUCACACGCUGAUGGGUGUAAUGGGCCAACAGGGCCUGUUGCGCGGCUGGUCCAUGGUGUUGGCUGGUCGGGUGUCCGAUGUACCACCUGUUCUGGGUGCUCGAGAGGAGGCCAUCCGUGCGGCUGUAGAUGCACCCGUGGAGGCCAAGGAGGAUUUCAAAGUCGGACAAAGCUUUGAAAGGAUGGGCGGAAAACGACAUCUGCUCACGGCAUGGGUCGCGCGCGCACUCACUUCGUCGUUGCCACAACCGCGGCCGGUGACUGUCCUCCACGCCCUCAACGCUCGAUUCAGAAUAUCAUCGCUGGCCAAUUCUCCCGUUGUCUACAUUCAGAAUAUGGCGGUGGCAGCCUUUGCAUCCCUACCUGAGGAUAGUCAUACGAAGUCUUUGGUGCACGUCGCCUUGGAGAACCGGCAGCAUCUGGUGGAGCAAGCGACGGAAGGUCAGGUCCUCGCCUUCCUCCGCGAGCUGCUGCAGAACGCAAAGACGGGCGGCGACCCCAAUAUCUUGUGCUGUCCUUCGGAUGCCGUGUUGCUGCCCUUCACCAACUGGGAGCGGGCCAACAUCUUCAAAACGGCGGACUUUAGCCCUGCGGUUGUGCGUGCAGGAGAGAUGGGGCCGUUGAGAAACAACGCCCCUGGGACGAUUGUGUAUCACCAUGCGGACUCUAUGCGAUCGAGCUCUGCAGUGAGAGAUGUAGUCGUGGUCUUGGGCAAAGACCACGGCGGGAAUUACUGGCUGAAUGGAGUCCUGCUACCAUCGACUUGGCUCAAGAUUAGAGAGGACAUUGAGAGGAUGUGA
This is a messenger RNA of Emericellopsis atlantica, 1317 nucleotides long. RefSeq lists its product as uncharacterized. NCBI's taxonomy places the organism in Eukaryota, Fungi, Ascomycota, Sordariomycetes, Hypocreales, Bionectriaceae. The coding region runs from base 1 to 1317 and encodes 438 amino acids. The transcript has 3 exons. The record is from RefSeq and is a predicted model, not a curated record.